Notechis scutatus (mainland tiger snake) is the source of this 1337-nucleotide messenger RNA. Lineage: Eukaryota; Metazoa; Chordata; Lepidosauria; Squamata; Elapidae. The record is from RefSeq and is a predicted model, not a curated record.
CCAAUGUAUAGCUUUAUUUUCUAAUAGCCAGGAUGCUUUUGGAUCUGCCAGAUAUGCAUGUUGAAGAAGUAAGAAUUCCAGAGGAAGUACUUUGUCUGCAAGAUGGCUUCCAAAAGACUCAGACAAAUACUUUUUUGGACAACCAUACUAGUCUUUGCUGGGUUGUGUUUUUUGAUCAAGUGGACUUCAGUUGGAGUAUGCAACUUCUGUGAGACCAAAACUGAGGACAUGUUUUUAAAACAAGGCAGUGGACAUUUUUUGUUGGUACCUCAUUCAGAUUGUAGCCAGAACCCUCCAUUUCUGGUCAUUCUAGUAACUUCCUCUCCUACUGAUUUAAAAGUUCGUGUAAUAAUCCGUGAGACCUGGGGCAAAAAAAAAUUAAUAGCAAAUAAAUUUAUUGUAACCCAUUUUCUUUUGGGAACUACCUUGAAUCCUGAAGAACAGGUUGCUGUGACUAACGAGAGUCUGAAAUAUGGAGACAUCAUCCAGAAGAAUUUUAUAGAUACCUAUUAUAAUUUAACAUUAAAAACUAUGAUGGGCAUUGAAUGGAUUCACAAAUUCUGCUCAGAGUCUAGCUUUGUAAUGAAAGCAGACUCAGAUGUGUUUGUAAAUACCUACUAUCUGACUGAACUCCUUCAAAAAAAAAUCCAGAAUACCAGAUUCUUCACUGGCUUUUUGAAAUGAAAUGAGCAUCCAAUACGGAAAAUAUCCAGUAAAUGGUAUGUGAAUAAACAUGAAUAUCCAAGAAACAUAUACCCUCCUUUUUGUUCAGGGACUGGCUAUGUUUUCUCAACAGAUGUUGCUAGUCUGGUGUAUAGAAUUUCUGACAAUAUUCCUUUUAUUAAGCUGGAGGAUGUAUUCAUAGGCUUGUGCCUUGUUGAACUUGAUAUCAAACCGGAAAACCUCCAUUCCAAGCAAACUUUCUUCCCUGAAAGGCUUGAAUUUUCACCUUGUCGCUUUAAGAAAAUUGUGGCCAGCCAUUUUGUGAAACCUCAUGAGCUGAUGAUCUUUUGGAAUGCACUGGAGAGAUCCAUGAAUGAAAAAUGCCCUGAUGGCUGAAAUCGUCCUAAAGUGGGGGCAGAUGAUUUUGGUGAAGAAAUGCAUCAAAAUUAUCUUCAACUAGGCCAGCACAGACAAAAAUCUGAAAUGCUCAUUUUUUUUCUUAGAUAUUUCAUAGUUAUUUAGCCUUAUGUUUCCCAGUCUCUGCACAGGUAGAAUGUUUAGAUUUUAAUUUCUAGAAUGCUUAGCAAUGGCUAUGCUGGCUGGGGAUUUCUGGGAACUGAAGCCCACCAUUUUAAAGUUGGGAAACAUUGAUUUAGCUAAAAGGGGUUGGGCUA